Molecule: messenger RNA, 2080 nt
Organism: Cottoperca gobio
Lineage: Eukaryota; Metazoa; Chordata; Actinopteri; Perciformes; Bovichtidae
Gene: slc7a11
Product: solute carrier family 7 member 11
Exons: 13
Coding region: 390-1901 (503 amino acids)
Biological process (GO): amino acid transmembrane transport
Cellular component (GO): membrane
Molecular function (GO): L-amino acid transmembrane transporter activity
Source: RefSeq, a predicted model, not a curated record
GUUACAUGGUGGUUUCCCCUCGUGGCUACCUCGUCGCACCCUCUGUGUUUCUACAUGUUCACCACCUCAAGAGGAAGGUUGAGCUGCACGUGUUGUAAUUGUUGCUAUACAAAUAAACUUGUGGGUUGCUGCAGUGGAUCUGUUCCAAGUAAGUCAACCCUGGGUUCCCUUUAACAUUCUGAACCACACCCCACCACAAUGCAAGAGAGAGAGAGAGAGAGAGGGGGGAUGUCCUCCCUCCGUAGAGAUUAGUUUUGUUACUUUGCCUGCACCAGUCAAGCAGGCUGAGUUGGUCCGGGCGAGACCAGAGGCACAGAUCCCAGGCAAAAUACACUUUGAGUCCAUUCCAAAAAAAGAGUGUGUUUGUGAGUGCUAGGCAGUGUUAAAAAAUGACCAAAAGGUAUGCAUCUACUCAAAAAGAUGAAAAAGUCACAGAAAGUGGACAUAAAGUUUCUCAGGACGGGACUCAACCAGAUCCUGGGGGGAAACUGCAGGACGUGGAUGAAGGGAAAGUGGGAUUGGGGAAGAAGGUGACCCUUCUCCGAGGGAUCUCCAUCAUCAUCGGCACCAUCAUCGGAGCCGGGAUUUUCAUCUCUCCAAAGGGCAUCCUGAAGCACUCAGGCAGUAUAGGAAUGUCCCUGAUAGUGUGGAUCGCCUGCGGUGUGCUGUCACUCUUCGGAGCCCUGUCCUACGCUGAACUGGGGACUUGUAUUAAAAAGUCUGGUGGACAUUACACAUAUAUACUAGAAGCCUUUGGACCUCAGAUGGCUUUCAUAAGGCUAUGGGCUGAUCUCAUUGCUAUAAGGCCUGCAGCAAUGGCAGUCAUUUCUCUGGCUUUUGGCCAGUACAUCCUGGAGCCUCUGUUCAUGCCCUGUGUCCCCCCCCCCAUGGCUGUCAAACUGGCCACCGCCAUCAGCAUAACUUCUGUUAUGUACCUGAACAGUAUGAGCGUUACAUGGACAAAUAGGAUUCAAAUCUUCCUCACCUUCAGCAAACUGCUGGUCAUUGUCAUCAUCAUAGUGCCUGGAAUGUACCAGCUCUUUAAAGGAGAGACCAAAAACUUUGAGAAUGCCUUUGACCUGAACAAUGUGAAGCUGUCUGGUAUGCCACUGGCCUUCUACUCGGGGAUGUAUGCAUACGCUGGGUGGUUCUAUCUGAACUUUGUGACAGAGGAGGUUGAUAACCCUGAGCGGACUCUGCCAUUAGCCAUCUGUAUCUCAAUGGGGAUUGUGACUUCCUGCUAUGUGCUGACCAAUGUGGCGUACUACACUGUGAUGUCAGCAGAGGAGCUCCUGGCCUCGGAGGCGGUCGCUGUGACCUUUGCAGAGAAGCUGAUGGGGAACUUCUCGAUAGCGGUGCCGGUGUUUGUGGCCUUGUCCUGCUAUGGCUCCAUGAAUGGCUGCCUCUUUGCCUUAUCAAGAAUGUUCUACGUGGCCUCACGUGAAGGACAUCUCCCUGAGGUUUUGUCUAUGAUCCACGUCCGCAGACACACUCCACUGGCUUCUGUCCUCAUACUGUACCCUAUGACCAUGCUCCAGCUGUUUGUAGGAGACAUCUACAGCCUGUUAAAUUUCAUGAGCUUCCUGCGGUGGCUGUUCAUUGGUGUGGUGGUGCUGGGUUUAAUCUACCUACGAUAUACAAAACCUGACCUCCCCCGCCCCUUUAAGGUCCCGCUCUUCAUCCCAGUGGUGUUCUGCUUCACAUGUUUCUUCAUGGUCUUCCUGUCUCUGUACUCGGACCCGUUCAACACAGGGAUUGGAUUUGCCAUUUCCCUCACUGGCAUCCCAGCCUACUAUAUCUUCAUUUACUUUGACCAGAGACCAAAGUGGCUUCAGAGGGCAUUAGAUUCCUUCAACAGAACCGUGCAGAUCCUCCUGGUUGUCGUCCCCGCUGAGCAGUAACACUUCACAACAACUCCAUCCCCUGCUUGGUCUCUCAGAUCGCUUACAUACUGAGCUGAAGUCAACUCACAGAGGGAAACUGCUGUUGUACUCUCCAAAACUCCUCUGGGACAAAGACUGAAAGUUCUAAAUGUCUCUGCUGAAUGUGAGUUUAUAUAUUGUGUUUUAUUAAAGGAUAG